Phalaenopsis equestris is the source of this 1055-nucleotide messenger RNA. Its product is annotated as growth-regulating factor 1-like. Gene Ontology annotation, molecular function: ATP binding. The record is from RefSeq and is a predicted model, not a curated record. The transcript is spliced from 3 exons. NCBI's taxonomy places the organism in Eukaryota, Viridiplantae, Streptophyta, Magnoliopsida, Asparagales, Orchidaceae. Gene Ontology annotation, cellular component: nucleus. The coding region runs from base 244 to 1026 and encodes 260 amino acids. Gene Ontology annotation, biological process: DNA-templated transcription; regulation of DNA-templated transcription; developmental process.
CAUCCAUCCAUACACCCUACAAAAGAAGAUUCUGCAGCCCACUCUCUGCUCCCUUAUUGAGUGACACUUCCUCUGCACCUGCAGUUCUCACCUUACUUUAUGUCAACAAAAGAGAAAAGCCUGUUCCCACUUUCAACCCGCAAAGACUGCUAUUUGGCUUACAAAGCUAGCCUCAAACAGCAAGCUUUCCCUUUUUUUGAUACAGAUUAGCUCAGCGGAAGAGGAAGAGGAAGAGGAAGAGUGAUGGAAGCUGGAUGGAGAAAUGGUAAUGUCAUGACGGGGAAGUCUGUUCAUCCCUUCUCUCCUUCUCAGUGGCAAGAACUGGAGGAACAAGCUAUUAUCUUCAACUGCAUGUCAUUGGGAAUGCCAAUCCCUACUCAUCUUCUUCUCCAUCUAAGAAGAAACAGAUACUCUCAACCAAAGCUUGGGUUUUUCCCACCUUACUCUCCUUUGGGAUGGGGUUGUUUUCAGUUGGGAUCAAGUGGGAGAGCAGAGGAUCCAGAGCCAGGGAGGUGUAGGAGAACUGAUGGUAAGAAAUGGAGGUGCUCGAGAAUGGCUUGUCCAGAUUCUAAGUACUGUGAAAGGCAUCUUCAUAGAGGAAAGAAUCGCUUAAGGAAGCAUGCAGCGGCUUCUCUUAAGAAUGAAAAUUCUGCUUCAGUUCUUUCUUGCUCUCCCCUUCCUCUUUUUCCUUCUAUCAACACAAGCAAAGAUGCAGCCUGUAACGAGCCCAGGUAUUUUCAUGGACUUGAGCAAGCCUCAAGCUCAGGAACAUCAGGCUUGAUUUUUCAGAAUUACCUUGCUUUGGAUUCAGAUUUGCGAUCGGAAAGAUUUGUGGAGUUUGAUAAAGGAGGAAACCAGAAGCCAAUCUCCCUUCACAGCUUCUUCAAUGAAAGGCCAGAGAAGAUUGAAGAAGAUGAGAGAGCUCAGACUUCUCAAUGCAAAUCACAGAGAAGAACAGAAGAGUUGACCAGUUCUGGAUCUGGGAUUCCAGAGCCUUUGCCUGUAUUACUUGAUCUAAAUGUUUGAUUGGUGUUCUCUUUCGUUUGACAUAUUAU